Molecule: messenger RNA, 469 nt
Organism: Raphanus sativus (radish)
Lineage: Eukaryota; Viridiplantae; Streptophyta; Magnoliopsida; Brassicales; Brassicaceae
Product: protein GOLVEN 1-like
Exons: 1
Coding region: 72-335 (87 amino acids)
Source: RefSeq, a predicted model, not a curated record
CUUGCUCUCAUCUCACUAUAUACAGACACAUUCAUAUUAGUAUCUGAAGAAUAACAAGAAGAAGAGAGGUCAUGUCUUGCUCUGUGGGGAGUGGGCUCGCGACAGUGUUCUGUUACCUUCUUCUGCUUUUGUCAUCCAACGUUGUAUGUGCCAGUGCUCGUCGUCUAAGGUUUCACAAGCAUCAUCACAAAGUUGCUUCUUUGGUACAAGACUUCGUCCAUGGUGGAGGAAGGAGGGUGAGGGUGCUAGGUGGAGUGGAGACAGGGGAAGAAGUAGUAGUCAUGGAUUAUCCUCAGCCUCAUCGCAAGCCUCCCAUCCACAACGAGAAGGCUUAAUUAUAUAUAUAUAUAUAUAUCACACAUCAUAUACUGUCACAUGCAUUCACCAUGUUGGUGGUUUGUAUGACUCUUGUGCUAUAUGAAUAUAUUUCAUGACCAACAUCUUUUGUUAUUCAUAUAGAAUGUGCUCA